UAUAUCUAAUUCUUUUGUGUUCAAAACCAAACCCCUUAUAUAGUCCCAGAAACCGGAUUGAUUGGAAGGGACAACAAUGUCUGAAACUCGUUCUGAUUGGUCCAAGUUAUGUCCCGAUCUUUUACGAUCGAUCUUCGGACGCUUAAUAAUUUCUAAAGACUUUUACAGAUCGAGAACCGUUUGUUCAGACUGGUAUUCCGUUUCGACCACCUGUGUGCCAACUGCGUAUCCAUGGCGAAUUUUACUCGACGAAGACUCUACGUUGUUGUUCGACCCAGGAGAAGACAAUAUUUACGAGAUCGGACAUCCCGAACUUGACUUACUUAAAACCCAUGUUAUGGCUAGUUGCAGCAACUGGCUCCUUGUUGGACGUGCUGGUCUGAAUCUAUAUCUUCAGAACGUGUUUACUCGCGAGAGGAUCAAUCUUCCUGAGUGUCUGCGUCUUGCCAUCGAAAACUCUUCUUCUUGUCUUUGGAUAAACGAGAGAACGAGGGAUUAUGUUGUAGCUUGCAGUUCCAAACAAGGCUGCUUGUUCUCAUGCAAGAAAGGAGACGUUACGUGGUUGUGUCAUGAACGCAUAGAAUGUGCGUACGUGACGUAUAAAGAUGGCAAGCUUUAUGUGUACACGUUCGAUAGGUGCAUCGAGAUUCUUGAUUUGUCUGGAGAUUUGCUCGUCCAAGGAAACCCGUAUCGUAACCAUCCGUUUCACAUUGAUGAUUCGCAUCCUAAGAGUGUAGUGAUAACGAGCUCAGGGGAGCUUUUGAUCGUUGUGACCUUCAAAGGAGUAAACAAUAGGUAUGUAAAUGAGGUAUUGAACCGUUCUUUUAACGUCUACAAGAUGAAUUUAGAUAAUGGUAACUGGGAGAGAGUCUAUUCUAUUGGAGGUGAGAUGUUGAUAUUUGGUCAUGGAGUCACAAUAAAAGCACCAAUCAAAGGUAUUAAUGGUUGGGGAAUCAAGGGUGAUACAAUCUGUUUCGGUGGUGAUGAAGAAGAUAUUUUCCCAAGUAGUGAUCGUCGUAACAGAACAACUAACUGUGGUGUGUUUGAUCUUGCGACAGAUACACAAACAUCAUUAGAUGUUCCAUUCUUUAAGAGUUUCUGGUUUGUUCCAGAAUACGAAAUCGUUGAUCACGAGACUGGUUUUUUUUUUUUAGUAUGACUUUUGGAUCUUCUAAUUAGUGUCAUCGUUGUAGGGCCUUUAUUGUUUGCUAUAUAAUUUUCAAGUUAAAUCAUUCCUGCAUCUGUGAUUCGUAAGAGGAGAUUAUAUAACAAAGAUGUUUUUUUUUCUGACAUCUGUCCCAAAGUUGGCUAUUAGCUCAAUCCGCAAAGCGUCAUUAUUAAUUCUUGAGGAAACAUCUCCCAGCUACCCCCUUAACUGCCCCAUUUCAGCUUUAGAGCAAUAGCUCAAUCCUCAAAGUAGCAUUACGCAUUAGUUCCAGAGAAAACAUGGGCAAGGAGUAGACCAUUCAUUGCCUCAUCCAACACAAAUAAAUAUACUAGAAACGUAGAGAGGUUCUGUAAGUCACAUAAAUUCGUCGAAACUAUCAAUAUACAUUACGCUAGUAGGUCAAGAAGUUUUAAAAUAGUUGGAGGAGAAGACUAUACGACUAACUGAACGAAAGGCAAAAAAAGAAAAGCCUGUCAGACAACCGUGCGACCACUCCAGAGAGAUCAAGAUCUAACUGGAUAGCGAUCCUCUACAGUGCAGAGCCUCCUAGGAGAAUCCUGACCGUUAAUCACACUCAGAUCGCACAGCCAUGAUUCAUCAACCAGGUUUGAGGGCCUGUCUCCUUAGAAAUCAAGGAUACAGAGGUACGAUCCUAUAGAACAGAUCCUGUUCAAGUAAGGUCGUGACCAACACCUUCGACUCUGCUCUUUAUAAACAGCUUGACUUCUCUGUUUUUUAACGAUGUGGGAUGUAAUAACAACAUUACACGCUAAAUACGUCGUCGUUUUUCUCUCCACAAUGACCUAUUUCCAAUACGCGGUCGUUUCUCCCCUCAGAAAAAAACUAAUACCAAAUACAGUAGGCAGAUGAAGAGACUGAAACAGCUGUAUCUUCUUUGAAUAAUCUCUUCUGAGCCCGUGAUUGCGUUUCAUGAUAAGUUUCCGGUAGAUAAGUUUGUGAUGGCACUUCAUGCUCUGUCUCCACAGCGGCGAAGCUCUUGCCCCAGAAGUUCAUAGUCUCGUUCGCUCUCAAUCGAUUGAUUCCACUUCUGCGUAAUAAUGCGGAAAGCUCUUGGGCUGUCGGAUAAUUUCUCAAGAAGCAGACCCAAGACUUUGGUUCUUGUCAAGCCAAAGAUACUACUGGACCAUCUAGAAACCGUUCUUGGUGGAUUAACUGGUUGUUGUUAACAGAGGUCAUCACAGAUUUGUAUCGUCAUUGCCAAGCUAACAUGACAGGCUCAACUAUGACUCAUAGUCUAUGAGAUAACAUAUCUUUCUCUUCAACAUUCACGUCAAGUACUUUGCACCCAGACACUUGUGAUCAUUUGUGUUCCCUGGAUGUCAGUACCAAUUACCAAACAUCCUUACCAUAUAAUGUCUGGCUGCUUCAGUCUUGGGAGUUAUGGCUAUAUCAGAAUAACCAAAAAAAAAAAAGGAAUAACGCUAUUCCGACGACAUUCCGACGAACUUGUGGUCCUCGGAAAU
This is a messenger RNA of Brassica napus (rape), 2652 nucleotides long. RefSeq names its product putative F-box protein At2g33200. The transcript has a single exon. The record is from RefSeq and is a predicted model, not a curated record. Lineage: Eukaryota; Viridiplantae; Streptophyta; Magnoliopsida; Brassicales; Brassicaceae. Bases 77 to 1159 code for a protein of 360 amino acids.